AUCAUCCUGCCCAUCUGGUAUCCCGAGGAUCCCUCCAUGGGAGACAAGAUCGCACGGGUCAUUGUGUAUUUUGUGGCAAUGAUCUACAUGUUUCUCGGAGUGUCCAUCAUUGCUGACCGUUUCAUGGCGGCCAUUGAGGUCAUCACGUCCCAGGAAAGGGAAAUUGUCAUCAAGAGGCCCAAUGGAGAAACAACCACGACCACGAUCCGGGUGUGGAAUGAAACCGUCUCGAACCUUACCCUCAUGGCCUUGGGCUCAUCUGCCCCCGAGAUUAUGCUCUCUGUAAUUGAGGUUUGCGGACACGAGUUCAAAUCCGGUGAGCUGGGGCCCUCCACAAUUGUCGGCAGUGCAGCCUUCAAUAUGUUUGUCAUCAUUGGCCUCUGUGUGUCAGUCAUUCCCCAAGGAGAGGUACGCAAGAUCAAGCACCUCAGAGUCUUCUUUGUCACUGCAGGCUGGAGCGUCUUUGCUUACAUCUGGCUCUACAUGAUUCUGGCUGUAUUUUCCCCCAACGAAGUCCAGGUCUGGGAGGGUCUACUCACACUGGCUUUCUUCCCCAUAUGCGUACUCCUUGCCUGGGUAGCAGACAGACGACUGCUCUUCUACAAGUUCAUGCACAAGAAGUAUCGCACAGACAAGCACAGGGGUGUCAUCAUCGAGACGGAGGCCGAACGCUCCAAGGGUAUUGAGAUGGACGGCAAGAUGGUCAACUCUCACUUCAUGGACGGAGGUGCGGCAAGCAACCUUGUUGGUUUGAUCGAGAGCAAAGAGGUGGACGAGUCCCGGCGCGACAUGAUCCGCAUCUUGAAAGACCUGAAGCAGAAGCACCCAGAGAAAGAGUUGGAUCAGCUGGUCGAGAUGGCCAACUACUACGCUCUCUCGCACCAGCAAAAGAGCCGUGCCUUCUACCGCAUCCAAGCCACGCGCAUGAUGACGGGUGCCGGAAAUAUCCUGAAGAAGCAUGUCGCAGAGCAGGCGAAGAAGAGCACCAGCGUGCAGGAGGUGCAUGUGGAGGAGCCCGAAGAGUACGUGUCUCGAAUUGCGUUUGAGCCGGCUGUCUACCAGUGCCUCGAGAACUGUGGGGCCGCCAUACUGACCAUUGGCAGAAAGGGUGGCGACAUCAACAAGACGAUCUACGUGGAUUAUAAGACAGAGGACGGCUCGGCUAACGCCGGGGCGGACUAUGAGUUCACAGAGGGUACAGUAGUGUUCAAACCAGGAGAGAUGUUCAAGGAAAUAAACAUUGGCAUCAUAGACGAUGACAUCUUUGAAGAGGACGAGCACUUUUUUGUGCGGCUCAGUAAUCUGCGUGUCCUGGAGACUGAGGACGAGGUGCUGUCCGCCAACAGUCUCCCCUACCCAAAGGCGAUGCUGGGCUUCCCCAGCGUGGCCACUGUGACCAUUCUGGACGAUGACCAUUCGGGCAUCUUCACCUUUGAAAGCGGCUCAGUGCAUGUCAGUGAAAGCAUCGGUAUUAUGGAAAUGAAAGUGCUAAGGACUUCUGGAGCAAGGGGAACGGUCAUUGUGCCUUAUCGCACCAUGGAGGGACUCGCCAAAGGAGGAGGGGAGGACUUUGAAGACACUUACGGAGAGCUGGAGUUCAAAAACGAUGAGACCUGCAAAGUUAUUCACGUGAAAAUUAUUGACGAUGAGGAGUAUGAGAAAAACAAGAACUUCUUCCUGGAGCUGGCCGAGCCCCGGUGGCCUCGCCGUGGAGUCGCAGCGAGAUUGUUGUCUAGUAACGGUGGAUGGACAACACUUGAUAACCACCAAGAUAAAAAACCUCUGACAUCAGACGAGGAGGAAGCCAGGCGCAUCGCAGAGAUGGGAAAACCGGUGCUGGGGGAGCACUCCAAGGUGGAAGUCAUUAUUGAGGAAUCAUACGAGUUUAAGAGCACAGUGGACAAGCUGAUCAAGAAGACCAACCUGGCACUGGUGGUGGGAACGAACUCGUGGAGAGACCAGUUCAUGGAGGCCAUCACAGUCAGCGCAGGUACUGUAAAAAGACAAGAUGAGGACGAAGAGGACACAGGCGAAGAGCGGCUGCCGUCCUGUUUCGACUAUGUCAUGCACUUCCUCACCGUCUUCUGGAAGGUCCUGUUCGCUUGCGUCCCUCCCACGGACUACAUGAACGGCUGGGCCUGUUUCGUGGUCUCCAUCAUCAUCAUCGGCCUGCUCACGGCCGUCAUCGGGGACCUGGCGUCGCACUUCGGCUGCACCAUCGGCCUCAAGGACUCGGUCACUGCUGUGGUGUUUGUGGCGCUUGGCACAUCGGUUCCAGAUACCUUUGCCAGUAAGGUAUCAGCAGUCCAGGACACCUACGCGGACGCCUCCAUCGGGAAUGUGACUGGCAGCAACGCCGUCAACGUCUUCCUGGGAAUCGGCAUGGCCUGGUCGGUGGCGGCCAUCUACUGGCACAUCCAAGGGAAGCCGUUUGUGGUGGAAGCCGGCUCGCUGGCCUUCUCUGUCACUCUCUUCACCAUCUUCGCCUUCCUGGCCAUCUCGGUGCUGCUUUACCGGCGCCGGGCCCACAUCGGAGGAGAACUGGGCGGGUCCCGGGGACACAGACUGGCGACAACAGCCUUCUUUUUCAGCCUCUGGUUUCUUUACAUCCUCUUCUCCAGUCUGGAGGCCUACUGUCAUAUAGAGGGCUUCUAA
Messenger RNA from Chelmon rostratus (copperband butterflyfish), 2655 nucleotides. It is a transcript of the gene slc8a3, whose product is annotated as solute carrier family 8 member 3. Gene Ontology annotation, molecular function: calcium:sodium antiporter activity. Lineage: Eukaryota; Metazoa; Chordata; Actinopteri; Chaetodontiformes; Chaetodontidae. The record is from RefSeq and is a predicted model, not a curated record. The transcript has 9 exons. Gene Ontology annotation, cellular component: axon; sarcolemma; postsynapse. Gene Ontology annotation, biological process: cell communication; sodium ion transmembrane transport; calcium ion import across plasma membrane. Bases 37 to 2655 code for a protein of 872 amino acids.